AUGAGCAAGGACCUAAACAUUGCGUGGGUGCUUCAAUUGACUUCAUUGGAGGACAUCAAAUCAUACCGAGAAAUUGGACCUGCACCGUCAGUAAAGUCCAUUGAGUUCGGAGCUGAUGACACUUUGGAAACAGCAUUAGGCGAUCAUGGCGUAUCAGUGAUCAUUCCGUCAGAUGCCAUUCGUCCGGAUCACUCAUGUCGGAUCACCGUAACCCUUUUAGAACACCCUUCAUGUCUAGAUGUUCAGGAAGAUGAAUCAUUGGCAUGCCGUGGUAUUAAGUGUGAUCCUGGAGAUAUGAUCUUCAAUAAACCCGUGAUGAUCAGAAUUCCACAUUGUUUCUCCGUCACCAACCCAGAUCAAGUACGACCAGAUAUCGUCAGCUAUGAAUGGGAUUCAGUGAACGAUCUACCAAUUACGUCAAGGAGGAGAUCAUCCACCUCACCAGACAAACCACCAUACUGUAGAGUGUACGGUAGACAUCUUGAGCUUUACAUUGACUACUGUGCCGAGUGGUGGGUUCUUAUUCCCCUUGAACAACAGCUGGUCCGACAGAAGCUUAUUUGUACGCCAUACAUCCCGGACAAGAUAGAUAAAGGCAAGAAGAUCGAUUUUCAUCUCCAUCUUCAUGCGAAUCUUCCAGGAAUGGAUGCGGAUGCAGAAGAGGAGGAAAGGAAGCAAUCAUAUCACAAGGCCCAUCCAUCUGUCCCUAUCAACGUAGCAACCAAGUCUGGAGACCUUGAUGUCGUUUGCCACCGUGAGGGCCAUCGUCCCCAUCGUGAUGUAAAGGAGGUUCUUCCUCUAAAAGAUGUUCAUAGCAAUAUGAGAAACCGUAUUCUACUACCAGUGACUGUGCAUGAAGAGGACGUUGACUUUCCAGUUACUAUCACAAUUGCACAGACGGGAAAGCUUGACGUUGCAAUAUACUUCGCCUUUGUCUUCAAUAGUUCAGCAGAUGAUGAAGAACAAGACACUUCUGUAGAAAUCGCUUCUUCUGUACGCGUGGUUAGAGGCAUUUCAGGAACUGACAUCCAGGAUGUCGAGCUGCACAGCAUUGCUGAGAAGAUGUCAGUGAACCAUUUCUAUGAUUUGGGGAUCGCACUUGGCUUUCGAAUCCCCAAGUUGGAUGCCAUAGAAUACAUGCAAUUAGGAGACAGGCAGCAGGCUAUGUACCAAUUGCUGGUGAAAUGGAAGCAGGCACAGCCAUCUGGUCUUGCAGCGAAGGAUGCGCUGCUGUCAGUGAUGGAGUCGUUAGAUCUGCCAAGCAUACCAAGUGAGGACAUGCAAAUAACAGGUUAG
Lytechinus pictus (painted urchin) is the source of this 1296-nucleotide messenger RNA. RefSeq lists its product as uncharacterized. Gene Ontology annotation, molecular function: netrin receptor activity. The transcript is spliced from 8 exons. Gene Ontology annotation, biological process: netrin-activated signaling pathway. NCBI's taxonomy places the organism in Eukaryota, Metazoa, Echinodermata, Echinoidea, Temnopleuroida, Toxopneustidae. The record is from RefSeq and is a predicted model, not a curated record. The coding region runs from base 1 to 1296 and encodes 431 amino acids. Gene Ontology annotation, cellular component: membrane.